Rhagoletis zephyria (snowberry fruit fly) is the source of this 1119-nucleotide messenger RNA. RefSeq names its product CLK4-associating serine/arginine rich protein. Lineage: Eukaryota; Metazoa; Arthropoda; Insecta; Diptera; Tephritidae. The record is from RefSeq and is a predicted model, not a curated record.
UUGCUACAAAAACAGCAAGCGGACCCGACGCAGUUCAUUCAAGUACAUGGCAGACGUUGUAAGAUACAUCUUGACCCAGCCACAGCUGCCGCCGGCGACGGAGCCGCCAUCAUUGUUCCUUGGCAAGGGCAACAGGAUAAUCUCAUCGAUCGUUUUGACGUGCGUGCACAUCUGGACUAUAUUCCACCAAUACCAAAAGCAAGCGAGACUGAGAGUUCAGAACUUUCUCAAGAUGAGCGUCAGUGCAAUUAUGAACGAUACCGAAUUUUAGCUCAAAACGAUUUUCUGAACGUAACAGAAGACAAAUUUCUCCACCAACUUUACUUGGAAGAGCAGUUUGGAGCGAGUGCUCAGCUUGAGGCUAGUGAACGUAAUUCGAGCAAAAAGAAACAAUCUAAGAGCGGUGCGACUAUCGGUUACAUUUAUGAAGAAGGUCAACCCUCAACAGCAGCUGGCAGUCACGUUUUUCAGUCUUCGACUUUAGAGAAAUCAUCAGGGAAGUCGGAAAAAGGUUCCGAUUCGGAGUCGGAUUCUGAUAUGGAUGUGGAUGUUUCGAUUGAUAUCUCUAAAUUGGACACUUCACAAGCGCAUGAGCUGAACGGUUGUGGUCGUAAUUAUGGGAUGGUGAGCAAUGACUUUUAUUCCUAUCUUACAAAAGACGCAGAUGAAGCUGAGGCAUUACGGAUUGCACGUGAGGAAGAGCAAGAAAAAAUGCUGCUAAGCGGAAGAAAGUCUCGCCGUGAGAGGAGAGCACAGAAAGAGCGUCGCAUAGCAUGUCGCCCUUUUAGUCCUCCCAGUUAUGCAGCAAAGGAGGAUGUCGCUGGCAAAAAAGAUAAGGAAGACGAAAGUGAUUCCCAUUCACCAUCCCCGGACCCAAAUGCGGGAAAAAUUACGUACAUAACUUCUUUUGGUGGAGAAGAUGAACUACAGCCACAUUCUAAAAUUUCCAUUAAUAUUGGACGUACACCACAGACAUUAGGCGAAUCUUGCGCUGGUGUGUCAGCAGCAGCUAGCGCUCUAGAUAGUCAGGCUACAUAUGCACAAAAAGUUAAGGAGAAUUUGGAGAAGCUGAAACAAUUGAAUGAAGGCGCGAAACGUUCAACAACUACAGGAAAACCC